Fopius arisanus is the source of this 6565-nucleotide messenger RNA. RefSeq names its product Zizimin-related (gene Zir). The transcript has 3 exons. Bases 196 to 6150 code for a protein of 1984 amino acids. NCBI's taxonomy places the organism in Eukaryota, Metazoa, Arthropoda, Insecta, Hymenoptera, Braconidae. The record is from RefSeq and is a predicted model, not a curated record. Gene Ontology annotation, biological process: positive regulation of GTPase activity; small GTPase-mediated signal transduction. Gene Ontology annotation, molecular function: guanyl-nucleotide exchange factor activity.
AGUCUGAAAAAGUCGCUCUCUCAUUUUGUAGAAAUCAGUAAAUAAGUAGGGAAAGCAAGUUUCUCAUUAAAACAUGAAUAAUUAAGCAAUCCAUCGAAAUUCGCGAAACGGGAACAGAACCCGUGAAAUUCAAUCACUUUAAGCAAUUGGUGAUUAUCAAUUCCUGAAAUUACAGGAGCCCAUGAUCUUGCAAAAAUGUCCGUUCAACGCGCAUUUGCUCACAAGUUGAGCAAGCAGCACGCAGCAGACGUGCGUCGACAGAUUGCAAGUUCUACCUCGUAUUCGCGAGACCUGUCUAAGAGUGGAAGCAGUGUGUCCGGGUUUUCCUCGACGAUGUCCCUCUGCGAGGUGCUCGAGCCAUUGGACUACGAGGAUUUUUUAACACAGCACCAGACGAUCCUUGAUCGAGACCCGUUGCGUCCAAUACUGGAUUUUCCUCCUGGGGACGUCGAGCUCCGAAUGAUAACACGAAAAAUCAGAACAGAAGAACCAGUGAUUCCCUUCGAAUCCUUGGACACAGUAUCCCCGUACAUUCACCGAUGCAUCGACACAUUCACCUCAGACUGGCUAGUUAUCCAUCGUAAAUACAAGGGCCGAAUUUCCCCUAUAGCCAGAGAACGCCUGCUUCAGGACACACCCCGCCAGGACUUCGAGGUUGACCAGGAGGACACAGGAUCUGGCUCCCCAGAGGAAGAGGAUCUUUCCUGUGCAGAGACCCCUCGAGGUUCCUGGGCGAGUCUGGACCUGCGCCACUCCCAGCACGAUCCGCUCCUCCCUGGGAUCCUCGAUCGAGUCUGUCCCGAGACCGUAGACCAGGUAAACGAGCAGAAACGUUGUGAGGAUCGCCAGGAGGCAGUAUUCCCCCUGUACGCCCUUCCAACGUCCCCAGACGAUGAGUGGCAGGAAAUAGCAUCAGCUGUCGAGCCCUCGGAGCCAUUCUCCCACCGAAUCCUCGUCAAGUGUCUUCAGCUGAAGCUCGAACUCGAGGUCGAGCCUAUCUUUGCCUGUCUCGCUCUUUACGACUCCAGGGAGAGGAAGAAGGUAUCUGAAAAUUUCUAUGUCGACAUGAACUCCGACAGCUUGAAACGCAUGCUGGGAGGACACAUAGCUUACAGCGACGCCAGCACCCUGGCAAGAAGUUGCGUCCUGAGUAUCAGCAAACCGAGUCCCGAUUUAUUUUUAGUUGUGAGGCUGGAGAAAGUCCUGCAAGGAGAUAUCUCAGAGUGCGCUGAGCCUUACCUGCGAGAGGAUAAGAACAAGGAUAAAGUGAAGGCAGCAGCUCUGGCUGCCUGCGAACGCCUGGGGAGGUACAGGAUGCCCCUUGCCUGGACUGCAAUUCACCUGUCUGGAGUGAUCGGAGGAGGAGGAGAUACCGAUAGUACCGGAAGUGCUGGAUCUCUCGACAGGAAGUCAGGGGGGCUGGAGCAGUGGAGGAAAAAAAUGGAUCCACCAACAAGAAGAGGCUCCCUGGAGAGAAGAAGCUCUGACAAACGACGCAGCUGGUCUCCAGACGACUUUGCAAACUGCCUCGAUAGCUUUCGACCGAUUACUCUCACUGUCUCUAGUUUUUUCAAGCAAGAGAGCGAAAGACUGCGGGACGAGGACCUCUAUAAACUCCUGUUGGAGUUACGUAGACCUGGAUCCAAUUUAAAACGUCUCAAGUGUCUUCCAGGGAUAUUGAAGCUCGAUCUCAGUCCCCGGCCCGAUGAUCUGCCUCGAUGUCUCGAUCCAGACCUGAGGAGACUCUCACCUUAUCCCGAUGAAAAAAAUAGACCCAUCAAGGAGAUUUUGGAGUUUCCAGCAGAGAUCGUCGGUCCAGAUCUCAUGUACAGGAAUCUUCUUUAUGUUUAUCCGAAGGAAGUGAACUUUAACUCUCGAACGGGAUCCGCCAGGAACAUCGCUGUGAGAAUUCAGUUGAUGGGAGGAGAGCAGGAGUCUGACGCCCUCACAGCCAUUUUCGGGAGGUCCUCAUGUCCGGAGAUGACUCAUGAGGCCUUUACCUCAGUCUCGUACCACAAUAAAAAUCCCAGUUUCUACGACGAGGUGAAGAUCAGGCUUCCAGCGGACUUGAGUGCCAGACACCACUUGCUAUUCACUUUCUACCACAUCUCGUGUCAGAAGAAGGCAGAGCAGCCGAAUGUGGAAACACCAGUGGCAUACACCUGGCUACCACUCCUCAGGGAUGGACACCUACAGUCUGGGGAAUUCAGUCUUCCAGCGAUGCUCGAUCCACCCCCUUCCAAUUAUUCAUAUAUUGCCCCGGAUGUUCAGUUACCUGGCACCAGGUGGGUGGAUGCCCACCGAGGGGUCUUCAGUAUUAUCCUCGAGCCGAUUUCCAGUGUCCAUCCGCAGGACAAAUAUAUCGACAGGUUUUUGUCGUUGUGUGGGAGUCUGGAGACUGGACAAGUGCCACCACGAAUUGGAGAGGCUGGAAUGGAGUCUGAGCUUAAAUCAGCUCUUCUGGAGUUAUCCAGAGCUGCCAGCACUGCUCUUGUUCGUUGCUUUCCCCAGAUAUUUGAUCAAUUGAUAUCACUGCUAGUGCAUCCACCCACUCUUCCCUCUCAACCGCUUAAUGUCGCUGCCACUGUCUUCGAGGCUAUUGGCCUGCUCGUAAAAAGUAUCACGAGUAUGCCUGAUGGACAGGUCGAUGCACACGGUCGACACGCUCUUCUGGCUACAUACACAGCUUUCCAGUGUUCUAUCCCCAGGAUGUCGCAUGGACCUGCUGUUAUUCGAGCCCAGAGUAAUCCAGAUUUGCCAGUCGAGGAUCUAGAAAUGGAAAUUCAUGCUCGUGGUCUGGAUAGAACUGCUUCUAUGAGACAGGAGUCUCCUUCGAUCAAUAGUCACAUUGCCAGGAGACUUCUACACGAGGAGUUGGCCCUCCACUGGGUGGUGUCGACAGGCCAGGCAAGGGAACUAGCUGUAAUUCACUCGUGGUUCUUCCUGGAGCUUAUUGUCAGGUCCAUGGUGAUUCAUCUGGCUGAGGUUGGAGGCCUCGAGGCUCCUCGAAAGAACAGAUAUUCCCCUCAAUUUUCGGACGAUGUUGCGACCCUCACAGCAGCUCUCACUACAGAAUUGAUACAUCGUUGUGGCAAGGAUCCUCGGGUCUCCUCUAAUCUCAUCUCUAGCAUCGGAAAUUUCCUCUCCGAUCUCCUUUCCACGAUGGACCGAGGGUUUAUUCUGUCGCUGAUAAGAGCCACCUGCUGCUCCCUGACAGACGCUUCGAUGCACGUGCCGGACUCAGCGGCUUUAUUCUCCCUUAAACUCGACCUUGUGCGCACAGUGUGUUCCCACGAGCACUACGUCGCCUUGAACCUUCCCUUUGGCACUGGCUAUACAUCGGGCUCGGCUCCAGCCUCCCCCAGCCCCUCCACGGGCAGCUCAGGGAGUCUCAUAUCGACACUAGUGCCAGGGGAACGAGCGAGAUUUUCGGAGUUGAGUCAGGAAUUUCGUCAGCAACACUUCCUGGUGGGUCUCAUUCUCUCCGAUCUGGCGAACACCCUGGAGGUGCCCAAUCCCAUGCUCCAGAAUAAGGCCAUUGGCUCUGUAAGACACCUGAUGAAUCUCCACGAUGGGGACCCCAGGUACUCCGAUCCUGCAGCCAAAGCCAGAGUGGCUGCCCUCUAUCUUCCUCUGUUGAAUAUUCUCAUGGACGCUCUGCCCCAGCUCUACCACUGGGACUCCAAAGACAAGAGUGUUUAUACCGAUGAAUCGGGGUCAAUAACUCAGUCUGUCGCCCUCGCAAUUGCUGGAGGUGGAUCGGCUGAUGUUGGAGCUCAGUGUCGAGUAUCUCUGAGCUCAGAGGCCACCAGACACCUCCUCAUGUGCUUCCUCUGGGUGCUCAAGGGUUUGGAAAAAUCAGCACUGGCUCAGUGGUGUUCAGAGCUGAGUGCCAGACGAGUUCUCAGCUUUCUUCAGGUAUUGAGUAUUGCGACAGCUGCGUUUGAGUACAAAGGAAAGAAAGCACUGAAGAGACUUCCUCAGCAGGCAACAGCCACCAGUGACAUCAGGUCGAGGCUCGAGGAUGUGAUCCUCGGACAGGGAAGUGCGAGAAGUGAGAUGAUGCUGAGGAGGAAGGAAAGAAUUACAGGGGAUAAAUUACGAUGGCGGAAGGAUCAGAUGCCUUAUAGAACAAAUGAGCAGCCUGAGGGACGAGCCGUGGAGCAAGACGCUCAUAUCGAGGGAGCUCUUGCCGCUGAGGCCUCUCUCGUCGUUCUCGACAGCCUUGAGUCAGUGGUCCAAGCUGAUUGCGGUGGAGGAGCUGUUGUUGGGGCAGUUUUGAAGGUCCUUCUUCGUGCCCUAGCGAGAAAUCAAAGCACUUCUGUUCUCCAGCACAUGUUCAAUACUCAACGGGCCCUUGUCUUCAAGUAUCACAGUGCCCUCUUCGACGAGGAGAGCGAACGCUGUGGGGAUCUCUGUCUCACUCUCUUGACUCGAUGCAGUUCACCCCUCAGUGCCAUCAGGAGUCAUGCUGCUGCCAGUCUCUAUCUCCUCAUGAGACAGAACUUCGAGAUUGGAAAUAAUUUUGCUAGAGUUAAAAUGCAGGUAACCACUUCUCUGUCUGCACUAGUUGGGAGGGGGCGAGCCCCCAGUGAGGGGGCACUUCGCCGAGCCCUGAAGACAGUGCUGGUUUAUGCUGAGAGGGAUACCGAGCUUGCUGACACCAGCUUCCCAGAGCAGGUGAAGGAUCUGCUGUUUAAUCUGCACAUGAUUCUCUCGGAUACUGUUAAGAUGAAGGAGUUCCAGGAGGACCCUGAGAUGCUUCUGGAUCUGAUGUAUAGAAUUGCUAAGGGAUAUCAGGGCUCUCCAGACCUGAGGCUCACGUGGCUGGCGAAUAUGGCCCAACAGCACAUGGAAAGGAAAAAUCAUACGGAGGCUGCCAUGUGUCUGGUACACUCAGCAGCUCUUGUAGCUGAGUAUCUUCAUCUGCUGGAGCCUGGGGGUGGAGGUAGACCUGUGGGGGCAGUUGCUCUGGCUCCAGUCACACCGAAUGCCCUAGAGGAAAGCGCCGUUGGUGAUGAUGUUCUCGCCAGGAGAGAGGAGGGACUCUGUUUGGGGCCUGACUUCUCGGAGAGUGGGCUUGCUGGACUCCUGGAACAUGCAGCAUCCUCUUUUCAUGCUGCUGGUAUGUACGAAGCCAUUCCAGAUGUUUACAGGGUACUCCUACCUAUUGCUGAGUCUGCCCAUGAUUAUAAGAAACUGGCGAAUAUUCACGGGAAAUUGCAUGAGGCAUACACUAGGGUCGAUCAGCUCUCUGGGAAGAGGGUCUUUGGGACUUACUUUAGGGUAGGAUUCUAUGGGGCACGCUUCGGGGAUCUCGCUGGCGAGGAGUUUGUGUACAAGGAGCCCACCCUCACGAAACUUCCUGAGAUCUUCUCCAGGCUGGAGAACUUUUAUGCUGAGAGAUUUGGUGUGGAAAAUAUCGUGAUUAUCAAAGAUUCCAAUCCAGUGGAUAUUAGCAAGCUGGAGACGGAUAAGGCAUACGUACAGAUCACGUAUGUUGAGCCGUACUUUGAGCCACAUGAAUUGAGGCAUCGACCUGCUGUUUUCCACAGGAAUUUCAAUAUCAAGAGAUUCGUUUAUGCUACACCCUUCACUCCUGGGGGAAAGGCUCAUGGUGAGCUGAGAGAACAGUGCAAGAGAAAAACUAUUCUGACUGUUGCCACUCAUUUCCCUUAUCUGAAGACGAGGAUCAGGGUGGUGGCGAGGAAACAAAUUGUACUUAGUCCUAUUGAGGUGGCCAUUGAGGAUAUUCAGAAGAAGACUGCGGAAGUAGCUGCUGCUACUGUCCAGGAACCGCCUGAUCCUAAAAUCCUGCAGAUGGUGCUUCAAGGGUGCAUUGGGACCACUGUUAAUCAGGGCCCCGCUGAGGUCGCCGUGGUUUUCUUAUCUGGGCUCAGAGAACAGAAUGCACAGCCCUCCAAGCUUCAGCAUAAAUUGAGGCUGUGCUUCAAGGACUUUCAGAAGAGGUGUUUGGAUGCCCUCAGGAGAAAUAAGAAUCUCAUUGGGCCGGAUCAAAGGGAUUAUCAGAGAGAACUGGAGAGAAAUUAUCAGAGGCUCACUGAGAGACUCGCACCUCUCAUUGCCUGGAGUGGACCUCCUUCCAUGAUGACAGCUGCAUCCCAAGCUACAGCAUCUCCACGCUGGUAAUCCACUUCCACAGCCAUAUUCGGAAAAUUACCAAAGAAUUUUGCUAUACCCGAGAUUAUUAAAUAACUUCAUAUAAAGAAAACAUAUUAUGAAAAACUAUUGGAAAAUAGCCCUUUCGUAGGAUCACCAUUUUACUAGUUAAUGCAAUUAAUUGAUCAACCAAAUUAUAAGAAUAGCACGAAACAUUUAUUGAUCGAACACUACGAUACCAAUUUUUUCUAAGCACAUUUGCGGAGUUAAUUGACAAUUGCAACUAUAAAGAGACGCCCUGGCUAUUGCUGCGCACAAAUAUGACAAACUAUAAAUCUUUUUAUGAGUGUAACUUAUUUAUUAUUGAUUUAAUUAAGCUUCUAGAGUUACUCGAAUUUUUAUACAGCUCGUAGCUACAUCAAUAAAUUGAUGAGGAUUUUAUAAA